Messenger RNA from Ahaetulla prasina, 5564 nucleotides. RefSeq names its product sprouty RTK signaling antagonist 3 (gene SPRY3). Gene Ontology annotation, biological process: multicellular organism development; negative regulation of Ras protein signal transduction; negative regulation of MAP kinase activity. NCBI's taxonomy places the organism in Eukaryota, Metazoa, Chordata, Lepidosauria, Squamata, Colubridae. Gene Ontology annotation, cellular component: cytosol; membrane. Bases 150 to 1064 code for a protein of 304 amino acids. The transcript has 2 exons. The record is from RefSeq and is a predicted model, not a curated record.
CGGCGCGGCUUUUCCUGGCCGCUGGCGGCGUCCCUUGGCUUGCCACCCCGUGGGGGGAUUGCCCGGCCAAGACAGCCCGAGAGCUGGGAGAGCGGCGCCGAGGACCUUCUGAUGUUCCCUGUUGAUCCCAGCCUUUCUGCUCUCCCAGAAUGCCUCUGGCAUCCAGCACCACUGAGCACAGCCCUGAAGAAGUCAUGGACUCCAUGCCGGAAGAGUCCCAGCAGGUCCUUUCCAUCAGCCAGAUCCGUGCCACCCAUGCCACCAAUGACUACGUGGAGAGACCUGCCUGCAAACAGGAUGCUUCCAUGGUUGCUGUGUCCCAGACGCCGCCAGUCCAUAAAGCGGAGAUGACUCAGGAAUGCCUGGUGUCCUCCGUCUUCCAGGAAUUUCACUCCAGCCAACCGCAUCAGACACUACCGCUCCAACAGCCCCUGAGCCAUUCCAGCACAGCCAGCUCCAUCUCCCACAGCACGGCCGCUUCAGAGCAGCACCUCCUCAGGGCUAUCACGCCAUCGCACUCUGGACACUCACUCAUCCGGACGCAGCCUCGGGCAAGCGACCCGAAGGCCGAAGAGCUGCUGAAGGGGACCCCAGAGAAACCUCCCACCCUUCACCCGGGCCAUCUCUUCAUCUGUGAAGAAUGUGGUCAUUGCAAAUGUGCCCAGUGCGCGGCUGCCCGCACCUUGCCCUCCUGUUGGCUCUGCAACCAGCGUUGCCUCUGCUCGCCGGAGAACCUCAUUGACUACGGGACUUGCCUCUGCUGUGUCAAGGGCAUCUUCUACCACUGUUCCUCAGACGAUGAGGACACCUGUGCAGAUGACCCUUGCUCCUGUGGUCCUGGCUCUUGCUGCGCCCGUUGGUUGGCCAUGGGCUUCCUCUCCUUGCUCAUGCCCUGCCUAUGCUGCUAUCUACCUACCUUUGGUUGCCUCAAACUCUGCCAGAAGGGCUAUGAUGCCGUCAAACGGCCGGGCUGCCGCUGCCGGAACCACACCAAUACCGUUUGCAGGAAGAUCUCCCCACCUAGUGGUCUCACUCUCCCCAAAACUUUGGACAAACCAGUAUGACUCCUUUCGGGAAGGGAUAGGGAAAUGGCGGUUCUCUUUGACCUCCUUCUUUCGGCUCCCCUCUCUUGAGAGCCUCUGGCCGAGAACAAAGCAGAGAACCAAAAUUGCUGGUUAGCCAUUGAGGUUCUCCUGGGAGGUUAGCCACCGUUUCUGGAAUGGAGGGAGCCACGGGUCACUGUGUCCAAGAUGAGCUUUUUUAAGGCCUCCCACGUUUCGGUCCUAGCCAAGGGCAGGUGGAGGCAUGCACUAGUCAUCUUGGACAUCAGAUUGGGUGUGGAAGGGGGCCGGUGGGAGGGAAGAUGCAAUUUGCUAUGGGUUGGCUCAGGAGUGUGACCUCCAGAAUGCCUUAUGAGUUGACUCAUCUGUCGGGGUUCCAGAAAAGAGGGAUUGCAUCCAAAACAUGGCCUCAUGAGGACAAGGCCAUUGGGAAAACCCAGUUUUCUUUCUUUUCUUUUCUUUUUGUCGGGCCACCAUUGCUGUCCCCCUCGCAUUCCACCCUUCCAUCUGCUGUGCACAGUUUGCAGUUGGGAAGAGGCUGGUCAACUGACGUAUUAAAAAUGCUGUAGGAACAGGUGGUUUCUGCUAAACUGUAGCCAGGUGUGAGGUUUUCCAGAGUGGAAAAAGAUGACAUGGAGGUUUUCACUGGUUAUACAGGGAAGUUAAGUUGUUUUGGAAGCAUGGCAGAAGGACAGUGUAGAGCAGUGAUGGUGAACCUUUUCGUCACUGAGUGCCCAAACCCGAAGACCAACUGGCCGGCGUGUGCAUGCCUCUCUUUUUUGGCUCUUUUCAGGCUGUCUUUUGGGCUGGUUUCCAGGGUGUUUUUCAGGCCAUUUUUCAGGCUGUUUUUGGAAAAAGCCUGAAAAUGGCCCACAAACAAGCCUGAAAAUGGCCCACAAAUGGCCUGAAAAUGCCCCAAAGACAGCCUGCAAAGGCCAGCUGGCUAAGGCGUGUGUGCCCACAGAGAGGGCUGUGUGUGCCACCUCUCGCACGCAUGCCACAGGUUCGCCAUCAUGGGUGUAGAGUGUCUUGCACAAUUACAGUCCUUUGAUUUGCCGGUUGAUUUAACUUGAGGGAUUCUGGACAACUGAAUUAUUCUUUUUCCGACCCCUUUUAGAGACUGCCAACUAACCAAGUCCUCCUGAGGUCCUACCUGCAGAUGCCACUUCUGAAUUGGAGGUUUCCCCCCCCCUUUCCUGGCUCCCAACACAGAGGUUCUAUUUUGGGAUGUUACAGAAUCAAGCCCCGCUCUACAAAUAAAAGUAACAACAUUUUUAAACCUGGCAUCAUCCGUGACCCAUUUAUUAUUAUUAUUAUUUUCUAUUUGAAGCACAAGUGGAAACGUACAAGGGACAGAAAUCUCAUGCCCUUUUGCCUGGCCAUGGAGAGUUUCAUUUUCAGUGAAAAUGUAGCUUCUCAUUUAAGGAGGGCAAGAACAGUCUUUCAGCUGUAUCAUCUGUUUGACGUGUUCUGGAAUCUUCUCCUUGUCUUACCUGAGCACCUCAAUCCCACUCUUUUAGAAAGACCAACGUAACGCACAAUUCCCCCAAAGCUUUGCAUUGUGUCUAGGCAUUGCGGAAGAAAAGCUAGAUCUUUGGAUUUGGGGAGAAUCACAGCUCAGAGGUCAUGGAGAAACCCUCACAUCCAAAGGUUUGUAAAUUCAAUCCCAUGUGCCUUGAGGAAGAAGAGUGCCUCAUGAGGACUACUUUGGGUUGGUGGGAACCUGCUCGUUGGUGUAGCAGAGUUACUAGACCAAGCUAGACCAAAACUGUGAGGAGCAUCUGUGUUUCUAGCUUGCAGGUCCUUGAAAUGGAGGGUAUGCUUAAUUUCAGCUUGUCAUUUAGUGGCAGCACAUACUCACCAUGGAUGGGAGCAAACUCAUCAGUAGACAAAGCUGUUCAAUUGAUUUAGAGGCCCUCACCACUUGGCUUAAGUUUAAGGCAGCCGAAUGAAAUUAGUUUAAACUUCUGCAAGACUCGGUUGACUGGGUGUUUUAAACCUUGGGAUUAGCCGACUGGGUCAACCAUUCAUAACAAGUUGUAGGAAUAAGGCGCAAGAGUAGGAAAAUAGUUGAAACGAUCCACCCAAUUCCUUAAAUGAAUUUCAUUUAAUAAUAAGAGCCUUUCUUACUACAAGCUUGGGGUUGGUACUACAAGCUUCAGUGUUUCCAGCCUUCUGAGGGCCUCCUGGGGGAUGGGGAAGGCCAUUUUUGCCCUCCCCAGGCUCCAAGAAAGUCUCUGGGGAGGGUGCAAAAUGAGCCUACUGGGCCCACUGAUAACCUUUUUGCCAUCAUGUGCCAAAAGCAUGGGGAGCGUAGGGGUGUCACAUGCGCAGGGGAGCGGGGAGGCAUUGAAUGAUGGGUUUGGGCACGCGGGCACGCGACCACCCCAUGCUCCUCACGCUUUUGACAUGCAAUGGCAAAAGGUUAACCAUCACUGCCCUAUAUCAUUUCAGAUAAACGGUUGUCCAGUCUUUUUUUUUUUUUUGAAAGCCUCCACUGAUGGACCACCCAGGACUUCUGAAGGCGAGCUGUUCCAUUGGUUGAUUGUCUCAUUGUUAGGAAAUUUCUCCUUCGUUCUAGAUUGCUUCUCUCCUUGGUUAGUUUUCCUCCAUUGUUACUUUGGUGCUUUGGAAAAUAGUUUGACCUCCUUCGCCUUUAUAGGAAUCCCUCAAACAUUGGAAGACGACUAUCAUGUCAUCCCUAGUCGUUCAUUUCAUUAGACUAGACAUACCCGUAGCCUUGCCUUGAAUUUUUUUUUUUUUUGCAUUAUGCCAAUUUUGGAACAUUUAAUUCAUUAGGAAACAACUUUCUACAGAGGUGGGUUUCAGCAGGUUCCGACCAGUUCUGGAGAACCAGUAGCGGAAAUUUUGAGUAGUUUGGAGAACCGAUAGUAAAAAUGCUGACUGGCCCCGCCCCCAUCUAGUCUUUGCCUCCCGAGUCCAGCUGAUUGGGAGGAAAUGGGGAUUUUGCAGUAUCCUUCCCCUGGAGUGGAGUGGGAAUGGAGAUUUUACAGUAUCUUUCCCCUGCCACGCCCACCAAGCCACACCCAUCAAGCCUCACCCACAGAACCGGUAGUAAAAAAAUUUGAAAUCCACCACUGAUUUUCUAAUGAUACAGUUCCUUGCGUGCGUCAAGAGUGGAGAAGGGAAGCUUCCCAAAUCUAGCAGAAUGCUACUGCUACUGAUUUAAGGUUCUUGUGAAAACGGUCUCCUUUGAUGAAAAUCAAAACAGUAAAAACAUCCGUCUGAAAACACCUUUUUUUGUGUGUGAGAGGUAAACCAGGAGUUUUGUUAAGAUAAGCAAGAAAAUUCAGUUCUCUUCUGUUCGGUCACGUGGAGACUUACUUCAUGGGUACCUCAACACAGUGGUGGGAUUCAAAUAAUUUAGCAACCAGUUCUGUGCCCUAAUGACCAACUGGGUAGGCAUGGCUCGGUGGUCAUGUGACCGUAUGAGCGUGGCCAACUCAUCAUCACUCACGUCGAUGGGCGCUUCGCCUUAGCUGUUACAAUGUGAUAAGGGUUAACCAAGAGGCAGUUUCUGUAAGCAGGGCAAUAAAGAUUAGGCUAGAAACACCACCAGAAUGUUUCCUUCCUGCCUUCCUUACAGGAUUACCCCUGUAAAGUGGGGAAAAACAAAACAAAACAAGAUUUCUUCCAACAACCGGUUCUCCGAACUGCUUAGAAAGUUAACAACCGGUUCUCCCGAAUCGGUGCGAACCGGCUGAAUCCCACCACUGACUAGAUACCAUUGGCUAAAUAUGAUUCAAUCAUGGGCAUUGUUUGAGUCCACAGUCACCUGUCACAGUUUGUCUGGCCAAAAUAAUAAUGGUUUGAAUAUCUGCCCAUUUUCUUUGUUUUUUUUCAUAAACAUUUGAAGCUAUCAUCCUCUGUCUUGCCCAGUUUAAAGGCCCCUAUCCAGUGGUGGGAUUCAAGUAAUUUAACAAUCGGUUUUCUGCCUCAAUGAUUUCUUCCAACAACCAGUCUGCCAAACUGCUCGGAAAGUUAACAACCGGUUCUCCCGAAGUGGUGCGAACUGGCUGAAUCCCACCACUGCCCCUAUCCCAAGCAUUUAUGGCUUCUGCUAUAAGUGAGAUACUUUUCUUUGUCUGUUUUUGGGAAGGUUCUUCCUAGGAUCUCGAACGGAAGGCAUUCUGACUAGCGUGUUCCCUCAAAUUGUGUUUUUUGCAAGACCUUGUAUACAAUAUAAUAAUGGCUGACUGUAUACUUCCUUCUUUGUUGUAUAUAUUUUUUGUUAACCAUACUCAUAUCUUCUGCAACAAAGCAAGCUAUUUAUUUCAGAAAUUUAUUUAAAGGGUUAAAAUGCAUCCUAAUGUAUUUAUUACAACUUUCUUAAUUAUCCUCCUCCUCUUCCUUUUUUCUUGCAAACCAUAGUAAAGAAUUUCUUGAACCACUGGUGAAAUAAUGAGAAGAAAAAUCAAUUCUAUGGGUGGUGUUCAAAAGCCACAUCAAAGCAACUAUACAAUAAAAAUAUCUAUAUAUUCA